Molecule: messenger RNA, 325 nt
Organism: Funneliformis geosporum
Lineage: Eukaryota; Fungi; Glomeromycota; Glomeromycetes; Glomerales; Glomeraceae
Source: the annotation of a GenBank genome assembly
GUUAUCAUCUGCGGAAACCCAUCAAAAGCCAAUAAUUCGUUCAAUGCCUUGGAACCAUUCAAGAUGGAAUAGAAACAGUGCGAACCCCCAAGAUGGCACUGCAAAUUAUGAGUUAGUAGAAAGAGUGAUGUUUACAGCAUCAGGUGUAAUUUUAUGGGAGAUAUCAAGUGGUCGUUACAUCGAGGCGAAAACUGCGACACUUUUUGGUAGAGAUUCACAGAAACAAUUUAAAUUUUAUGUCGGUAAAAUAAAUCAUGCUAAUGCUGAAAAAAUAGUAGCUCAUGGCCAACUUAAAAACCCUUUAGAUUCAUUUGUUGGCAAUUAU